GAACGACAGACGAACGCCCAAGGAACGACGCCCGCGAGCAAGAAAUCCGCCGUCCGCCGGCCGGUCACUGGCCUUCGCCGACGACUGCCUUCCACCGUUUGUACACAUCCGUCAAAGAAGCGAGAGCCGAAAAAAUCUUCUGGAUCGCAAAUUCUCCGCUCGUCUUUGAGAUUUUUCUCCGUUGUUCUGAAGGGUGUCCGGGGCAUCAUCCAUCACCGCCCGUCUCCAAGUUUCUAAAGGCGCAGCAGUUGCUGCGCUCUGCAGCUUCGACCCACCGGCGACGAAUUUCUUGGGAUUUCCUGUUCUCAGUUCGAUCGAGGGUGUUCCUGGUCAUGGCAUCUACCAGUAUGGCGAGAAACUGGGCAGAGCUCCCAGAAGAGUUGUUACAACUAUGCUCCCAGCGCCUUUGUCCGAAGAACUUAUUGGCGUUCCGAGCAGUGUGCCGCUCGUGGCAAUCUGCUGCUGUCAAAGAGAGGAGUGACGUCCCGUGGUUGAUGCUCACGAACAAAAGGGGGAUGCCGUGGUGUGAGUUUUUCUGCCUCUCGUGUGAGCAGGUUCACAAAAAGCUCUUUCCAGAAGUGAUGGCGAAUGGAUAUAUCUCUUCGCGAGGUUGGGUGUUGAUGACCAGCAGACACGGGGAAUUCCAAGUGCUAAAGAAUCCCAUGUCGUGUUACAGUCAUAUUAUUAAGCUUCCCAAUUGGAAUAAGUUCCCCAACAUCGAAGAUUUGCCUUUCUUUUAUGUUGGAUUCAUCCGUAAGUUCAUCCUAUCCGAUAGCCCUACUACAUCACCAGAUUACAAGGUCAUGGUCAUCUAUGACAUUGGACAGUUAGGGCUUUGGAAACCCGGUGAAGAGGAGUGGACAGCGGUGAACGCCCCCCUGGAUGAAUUUUUCGAUGUCAUAUAUUAUAAGGGGUCCUUUGUUGCUGUCGAUUAUGAGCAAAGGAUAUUGAGGUGCGAUGUGGAUGGACCAACUCCAUUUGAGGCUCAAGUAGUUUUCCAGAUGCCACAAAGACUCCAAGAAUUUGAGCAUGAGUAUCCCUCAGGAUCCCUUUGGGAUUUGGAUCAAGUGUAUCUAGUGCAAUCAACGACAGGAUCUCUGUUGUUUGUGUCACAAUGGGAGCAACUAAGAUCUACCAUAACCUUUCGAUUCCGUGUUCUCGAGAUUGACCUGGAUACUCAAACGUGCACAGAAGUUGAGAACUUGGAGAACACCUCCCUCUUCUUGGGCCACAAUUCUUCUUUCUCUUUGGAGGUCGAUGAAGAUCAUCUCAUCAAGCCGAAUUGUAUUUAUUUUACUUACUUUCGUCUCUCAUUGUCCCAGUCUAGUGACACAGGCAUGGGAAUAUACCACCUCAAAGAUGGUACAGUCGAGCUGCAUUUCAAGGGGAAGUCUUCUCCUUCACUUUGGAUCGAACCAUGCUUUUAAGCCGUAGCUUAAAUGUUUGGCUUGUUAUCACUGAUGAAUUGAGCAGAUUAGUGGAAUGACAAGCUCUUUAGAUGCCCGGUUGAUACAGAAAGUUAGCAAUUCAUUUUAUAAGCAUGAAAUUGUUAGGUCAUUGGAGGUAAAAUUAUACUGAAAUCUGAAUUUGUGCUUUCGAUGCUUCGAAUUUUACACCUGGUAAUGUCGUUUGGGUGUUUGCUA
This is a messenger RNA of Eucalyptus grandis, 1643 nucleotides long. Its product is annotated as F-box/kelch-repeat protein At1g57790. Gene Ontology annotation, molecular function: protein binding. Lineage: Eukaryota; Viridiplantae; Streptophyta; Magnoliopsida; Myrtales; Myrtaceae. The transcript is spliced from 2 exons. The record is from RefSeq and is a predicted model, not a curated record. Bases 333 to 1427 code for a protein of 364 amino acids.